CCGACGUCAGGUGGGAUAUCUGACGGUGGGCCACCAUGUUUACCGACCACUUGGCUUACGUGUCGAGAUCUAAGUAUAGUUUUCCGUGAUUCAUAAUAUCCAACCGCAACUCUCGCUGUUGUUUCCUUUCCUCCACGACUCGUGUGUCACUUCACUCCCUCCCUUCUCUUCCCUUCACCUCAGAAAGCAAGUAUACGGAGAUGAAGCAAAUUACAUGGCCUGAUGCCUCUCGAUUCAAAUCUCUUCCUUUACCCAACAUCAAAUCCACAAAAGAAACCGGCGCUUCAAUCCUUUCUACAUCAACAAAAUCUUCCAACGCUGGCGAUUUUUCGGCGCUUCCUUUUGAUAUUUUAACUAAAAUCGCUGCUUCCUUCACCUCGCCUGACAUCCAAGCAGCGUCUCUGGUGUGCCGGUCGUGGAGGGAUGCUCUUCGGCCUUUGAGAGAGGCCAUGAUAUUUUUAAGAUGGGGCAAGCGAUUUAAGCACGGCCAAGGCGUGCGUCGGAAUUUGGUGAAGGCUCUCGACUCGUUUUUGAAAGGCGCGUCUCGUGGCUCUACCCUGGCCAUGGUCGAUGCUGGGCUCGUUUGCUGGGAAAUGGGUCGGAAAGAGAAGGCGAUUGCCUUGUAUUGCAAAGCCGCGGAGCUUGGGGAUCCUGCAGGCCAGUGUAAUUUGGGAAUUUCUUACUUGCAAGCUGAACCCCCAAAACAGAAGGAGGCCAUGAAAUGGUUGUCACAAGCAGCCAUUGCUGGGCAUGUUCGUGCACAAUACCAACUUGCACUUUGUCUGCAUCAAGGUCUUGGGGUGGAUCAUAAUCUACAGGAGGCAGCUAAAUGGUAUCUGAAAGCAGCUUCUGGUGGCUAUGUACGUGCAAUGUACAAUGUGGCACUGUGCUACUCAGUUGGGGAAGGUUUGUCGGUGAAUCGUCAACAAGCAAGGAAAUGGAUGAAACGGGCUGCUGAUCGUGGCCACAGUAAAGCACAAUUUGAACAUGGACGUGGCCUUUUCUCUGAAGGAGAGAUGAUGAAAGCUGUAGUUUACCUGGAACUUGCUACUCGUUCAGGUGAAGCAGCAGCUGCUCAUGUCAAGAAUAUAAUUCUCCAACAAAUCUCAACAACUACACGUAAUCAUGUUAUGGUUCUUGCUGAUAGCCACUGCGCUCUCUCUUCAUCUCACCGAGUUCUUCAAAAUCAAAGGUUAUUGCAGGGUAGCUUGGCUGGUAGACAAUCAAGUUAUAAGAAUCAACAGGCCAAAUAAUUUUUUGAAGACUUGAAAAUUUUCCAUCAUUGACAGGAAUAUAGUGGAAAAGUUGAUAAAUCUCUCUCUCUCUCUCUCUAACUUGUGUGGGAAGGAUUGAUUUACACAUGAUGUUUAUAGUGGAUAUAUCUAAUAUCCUGUAAUGGGGUUUUGUAGUUGAUGAAUAAGGUUUGUUUUUGUGGGUUGUUAAUAGAUGUAUAUUUGAUAUAUUAUAUGGGUUGUUUUCUUUA
Manihot esculenta (cassava) is the source of this 1483-nucleotide messenger RNA. Its product is annotated as F-box protein At1g70590. The transcript is spliced from 5 exons. The coding region runs from base 201 to 1253 and encodes 350 amino acids. The record is from RefSeq and is a predicted model, not a curated record. Lineage: Eukaryota; Viridiplantae; Streptophyta; Magnoliopsida; Malpighiales; Euphorbiaceae. Gene Ontology annotation, molecular function: protein binding.